Messenger RNA from Castor canadensis (American beaver), 9805 nucleotides. It is a transcript of the gene Frem2, whose product is annotated as FRAS1 related extracellular matrix 2. Gene Ontology annotation, cellular component: membrane. Gene Ontology annotation, biological process: cell communication; anatomical structure morphogenesis. The record is from RefSeq and is a predicted model, not a curated record. Lineage: Eukaryota; Metazoa; Chordata; Mammalia; Rodentia; Castoridae.
GGGAUUUCCCUCAAAGCCCUGGGUCUGGGGACCUGGGAAGUAGGAGGGAAGGGACUGCGCGCAACCGAGCUGCAGGCGGCGGAGCCGGACGGGCUGGGAGGGCUUAGCCUCUUCGGCUGUGGCUCCAGCCCGGACCGCGCUGCUCAACUUUCCCAUCCUCUGGCGAAGUCCUGGUUACCCGGAGAUCCCGCAGGCAGCGUGCUGAGUGCCUGGCACUUUCCGGAGGUGUCGCUUGUAGUUUACCUUGGGACUGAUUUUGCAUGCUCUCAGGCUGACCUGUUGGAGCCUGAACACCUGUACCAUGCGGUCUGCUGGGACUCCCGGAAUCGCCACACGCGCGCACCGGACAGCCAGUGCCACCAGCUUUCAGCUAAUACCUGCGCCGCCGCCCAGACUGCUGCUGCUUCUCCUGUCACUGGUAAGCCGCAUCUCGUCACAGCCGGCUGCCCCCGCCGGAGUACUGUUGUCCCCGGGUCUCGCAGGGGUUGCUGGGGUCCCUCAGGAGGAAACCAUAGUGCUGGCAAACCGCGGACUCCGGGUGCCUUUCGGACGUGAAGUGUGGCUGGACCCGCUGCACGACCUAGUGUUGCAAGUGCAGCCAGGGGACCGCUGCAAGGUGACUGUGCUAGAAAACGACGCGUUAGCCCAGCGGCCUGGCCGCCUGAGUCCUAAGCGCUUCCCGUGCGAUUUCGGUCCCCGCGAGGUGCGCUACUCGCACCUGGGCGCGCGCAGCCCGUCUCGGGACCGCGUUCGGCUGCAACUGCGCUAUGAUGCCCCAGGAGGGGCGAUCGUGCUUCCGCUAGCCCUGGAGGUGGAAGUGGUCUUCACCCAGCUGGAGGUUGUGACUCGAAACUUGCCCCUGGUCGUGGAAGAACUGCUGGGGACUAGCAAUGCCCUGGACGCACGGAGCUUGGAGUUCGCCUUCCAGCCGGAGACGGAGGAGUGCCGCGUGGGCAUCCUGUCUGGCUUGGGUGCGCUGCCUCGCUAUGGAGAACUCCUCCAUUACCCGCAGGUCCCGGGAGGAUCCAGGGAAGGAGGCGCGCUUGAGCCUCUCUUAAUGGACUGUAAAGCGUUCCAGGAGCUAGGCGUGCGUUACCGCCACACAGCCCCUAGUCACUCACCAAACAGGGACUGGGUGCCUAUGAUGGUGGAGUUGCGUUCGCGAGGGGCUCCUGUAGGUAGUCCCGCUUUAAAACGCGAGCACUUCCAGGUGCUCGUGAGGAUCCGAGGAGGAGCUGAGAACACGGCCCCCAAGCCGAGUUUUGUGGCCAUGAUGAUGGUGGAGGUGGACCAGUUUGUACUUACCGCUCUGACUCCAGACAUGCUGGCAGCUGAGGAUGCUGAGUCUAACCCGGACCUGUUGAUCUUCAACCUCACCUCUCCCUUUCAGCCAGGGCAGGGUUACUUGGUGAGCACAGAUGAUCGCAGCCUGCCCCUCUCCUCCUUCACUCAGAGGGAUUUGCGCCUGCUGAAAAUUGCCUACCAGCCUCCCUCGGAAGAUUCCGACCAGGAGCGUCUCUUUGAACUAGAGCUAGAGGUGGUGGACCCCGAAGGAGCAGCCUCAGACCCUUUUGCCUUCAUGGUAGUGGUGAAGCCCAUGAACACACUGGCCCCAGUGGUCACCAGAAACACUGGUCUUAUUCUCUAUGAAGGUCAGUCUCGGCCCCUCACAGGUCCUACAGGCAGUGGACCACAAAACUUGGUCAUCAGUGAUGAGGAUGAUCUGGAAGCAGUGCGACUGGAGGUGGUGGCUGGGCUCCGGCAUGGCCACCUUGUGAUCCUGGGUACUUCCAGUGGCAGCUCUGCUCAUAAGACCUUUACAGUGACUGAGCUUGCAGCUGGCCAGGUGGUCUACCAGCAUGAUGACAAAGACGGUUCUUUGAGUGACAACCUGGUGCUCCGCAUGGUGGAUGGAGGAGGCAGGCACCAGGUACAGUUCCUGUUCCCCAUCACCUUAGUGCCUGUGGAUGACCAGGCACCUGUUCUCAAUGCCAACAUGGGGCUGACAAUGGCAGAGGGUGAAACAGUACCCAUCCCACCCUCUGCGCUGAGUGCAACUGACAUGGAUUCUGAUGACUCUCUGCUGCGUUUUGUGCUGGAGUCACCCUACUCAACCACAGGGCAUCUGCUUUUUCGCCAAACUCAUCCUCCCCAGGAGGAGGAGGGUCUCUGGAGGAAACAGGGAGUAUUUUAUGAACGAAUAGUGACAGAGUGGCAGCAGCAGGACAUAACAGAAGGGAGGCUGUUCUACAGGCAUUCUGGACCCCACAGUCCUGGGCCAGUGAUGGACCAGUUCACAUUUAGAAUCCAGGACAACCAUGACCCUCCUAAUCAAUCUGGGCUUCAGAGGUUUGUAAUACGAAUUCAUCCUGUGGAUCGCCUCCCUCCAGAGCUGGGCAGUGGCUGUCCCCUUCGAAUGGUGGUACAGGAAUCCCAGCUCACACCACUGAGGAAGAAGUGGCUACGUUACACAGACCUGGACACAGAUGACCGAGAAUUGCAGUACACAGUGACUCAGCCACCCAUGGACACAGAUGAAAACCACUCACCAGCCCCUCUGGGCACUUUGGUCCUGACUGAUAACCCUUCAGUGGUGGUGACCCAUUUUACUCAAGCACAGGUCAACCACCAUAAAAUUGCUUACAGACCUCCAGAUCAAGAGCUGGGAGUUGCUGCUCGGGUGGCCCAGUUCCAAUUCCAAGUGGAGGACCGAGCUGGAAAUGUGGCCCCUGGCACCUUCACCCUUUACUUACAGCCAGUGGACAACCAGCCACCUGAGAUCCUCAACACCGGCUUUACCAUUCAGGAGAAGGGCCACCACAUCCUCAGUGAGACUGAGUUGCAUGUGAAUGAUGUAGACACUGAUGUGGCCCAUAUCUCUUUCACACUCACCCAGGCACCAAAACAUGGCCACAUACAAGUGUCUGGACAGGUACUGCAUGUAGGAGGGCUCUUCCAUUUGGAGGACAUAAAACAGGGCCGAAUUUCUUAUGUUCAUUAUGGGCGUGAGUCCUUGACUGAUAGCUGUUCCUUGGAAGUCAGUGAUAGACACCAUGUGGUACCCAUCACUCUCAGAGUGACUGUUCGGCCAGUAGACCAUGAGAUGCCCAUGCUGAGCCUUCCUGCUGGUACUCUGGAGUCUUAUCUGGAUGUCUUAGAAAACGGGGCUACUGAAGUCACUACCAAUGUUAUUAAGGGGACCAAGGAAUACACUGAUGAUUUGAUGUUGACUUUCCUCUUGGAAGAUCCACCCUUGUAUGGGGAAAUUUUGGUCAAUGGAGCACCAGUAGAUCACUUCACCCAGAAGGACAUCUUGGAGGGCUCUGUCAUCUACACCCACACCAGUGGUGAGAUUGGCCUGUUGCCCAAAGCAGACUCCUUUAACUUAAGUCUGUCAGAUAUGUCUCAAGAAUGGAGAAUUGGUGGCAAUACUAUUCAGAGCGUUACUGUGUGGGUGACCAUCCUCCCCGUGGACAGCCAAGCCCCAGAAAUCUCUGUAGGGGAACAGUUUGUAGUAUUAGAAGGUGAUAAAAGUGUUAUAACCUCAAUGCACAUUAGUGCUGAAGAUAUUGAUUCCCCAAAUGAUGACAUCUUGUGCACCAUAAUUAUUCAGCCCACCUCAGGUUAUGUGGAAAACAUUUCUCCAGCACCAGGCUCUGAGAAGUCAAGAGCAGGAACUGCCAUAAGUGCUUUCACUGUGAAAGAUCUCAGACAGGGUCACAUUAAUUAUGUCCAGAGUGUCCAUAAAGGGGCAGAACCUGUGGAAGACCGAUUUAUAUUUCGUUGUUCUGACGGCAUUAACUUUUCAGAAAGACAAUUUUUCUCCAUUGCAAUCAUUCCUACCAAUGAUGAACAACCAGAAAUAUUUAUGAGGGAGUUUAUAGUGAUGGAAGGCAUGAGUCUAGUGAUUGAUACACCCAUUCUCAAUGCUGCUGAUGCUGACAUCCCCCCAGAUGAUUUAACUUUCACUGUCACCCAAUUUCCCACUCAUGGGCACAUAAUGAAUCAGCUGGUAAAUGGCACAGUUUUGGUGGAAAGUUUCACGCUGGACCAGAUCAUAGAGAGUUCCAGCAUUAUUUAUGAGCACGACAACUCUGAGACCCAGGAAGACAGUUUUGUGAUUAAACUAACAGAUGGUAAACACUCUGUGGAAAAGAUGGUGCUCAUCAUGGUUAUCCCUGUUGAUGAUGAAACUCCAAGAAUGACCAUCAAUAAUGGACUGGAAAUAGAAAUUAAGGAAACCAAAAUUAUCAACAACAAAAUAUUAAUGGCAACUGAUUUAGACUCUGAGGACAAAUCCUUGGUUUAUAUUAUUCGUUAUGGGCCAAGACAUGGCUUUUUACAAAGACAAAAGCCUACAGGAGUUUAUGAAAAUAUCACACUGGGCAUGAAUUUUACCCAGGAUGAAGUAGACAGAAAUUUAAUUCAAUAUGUCCAUGUUGGGCAAGAGGGCACUCGGGAUCUAAUUAAAUUUGAUGUGACAGAUGGAAUAAAUGCCCUCAUAGAUCGCUACUUUUACGUAUCCAUUGGGAGCAUUGACAUUGUCUUCCCUGAUGUGAUAAGCAAAGGAGUGUCCUUAAAAGAAGGUGGUAAAGUCACUCUCACAACAGAUCUACUAAGUACAAGUGACUUGAACAGUCCUGAUGAAAACUUAGUUUUUACCAUCACCAGGGCUCCCAUGAGAGGCCACUUAGAGUGCACAGAUCAACCUGGAGUGUCCAUCAUAUCUUUCACUCAGCUCCAACUGGCUGGCAACAAAAUCUAUUAUAUCCACACAGCUGACGAUGAGGUGAAGAUGGACAGUUUUGAGUUCCAAGUCACCGAUGGGCGUAAUCCUGUCUUUCGAACAUUCCGUAUCUCUAUUAGUGACGUGGACAAUAAAAAGCCAGUGGUUACCAUUCAUAAUUUGGUUGUCAGUGAAAGUGAAAGCAAACUGAUCACUCCCUUCGAACUAACUGUUGAAGAUAGAGAUACUCCUGACAAACUCCUGAAAUUCAUUGUUACCCAGGUACCUAUUCAUGGUCAUCUCUUAUUCAACAAUAGCAGACCUGUCAUGGUUUUCACCAAGCAAGACUUGAAUGAAAAUUUAAUCAGCUACAAACAUGAUGGCACAGAGUCAAGGGAAGACAGCUUCUCUUUCACAGUGACUGAUAGUACCCACACAGACUUCUAUGUUUUUCCUGAUACAGUGUUUGAAACAAGGAAACCUCAAGUGAUGAAGAUCCAAGUCUUAGCUGUUGAUAACAGUGUCCCCCAAAUUGCAGUGAAUAAAGGGGCUUCUAUGCUUCGCACUCUGACCACUGGCCACUUGGGGUUCAUGAUCACAAGCAAAAUACUGAAAGUGGAGGACAGAGACAGCCUACACUUUUCUCUUAGGUUUAUUGUGACAGAGGGCCCUCAACAUGGUUAUCUCCUCAACCUGGGCAAAGGCAACCACAGCAUCACUCAGUUUACCCAAGCUGACAUUGAUGAGAUGAAAAUAUGUUAUGUCUUACAAGAAGGAGCUAAUGCCACAAGUGAUAUAUUCCAUUUUGUGGUUGAAGAUGGUGGUGGAAACAAGUUAACCAACCAGCACUUUCGUCUGAAUUGGGCAUGGAUCUCCUUUGAGAAGGAAUAUUACCUGAUCAAUGAGGACUCCAAAUUUCUUGAUGUCAUUCUUAAACGCAGAGGUUACUUGGGAGAAACCUCAUUUAUAAGUAUUGGCACAAAAGAUGGGACAGCAGAAAAAGACAAAGACUUCAAAGGCAAAGCCCAGAAGCAAGUGCAGUUCAACCCCGGCCAGACCCGGGCCACGUGGAGAGUUCGGAUUCUGAGUGAUGGGGAGCACGAGCAGUCCGAGACCUUCCAGGUGGUUCUAUCAGAGCCAGUGCUGGCCGCCCUGGAGUUCCCUGCAGUGACCACUGUGGAGAUCGUGGAUCCCGGAGACGAGUCUAUGGUGUUCAUUCCCCAGUCUGAAUACUCCAUCGAAGAAGACGUGGGGGAGCUGUUCAUUCCCAUCAGGAGGAGCGGGGACGUCAGCCAGGAGUUGAUGGUGAUCUGCUACACACAGCAAGGAACAGCAACCGGAACUGUGCCGACCUCCGUGUUGUCUUACUCUGAUUACAUAUCCAGGCCCGAGGACCACAGCAGUGUUGUCCGCUUUGACAAAGACGAGCGGGAGCAAAUGUGUCGUGUGGUCGUUAUUGAUGACUCCUUGUAUGAAGAGGAGGAGACCUUCCAUGUCCUUCUGAGCAUGCCCAUGGGUGGGAGACUCGGAUCAGAGUUCCCACGGGCUCAGGUUACAAUCCUUCCUGACAAAGAUGAUGAACCCAUCUUCUACUUUGGGGAUGCCCAGUAUUCUGUGGAGGAGAGUGCUGGCUAUGUAGAGGUGCGGGUGUGGAGGACGGGCACUGACCUUUCCAGGCCAUCCAGUGUCACCGUGAGAUCCCGGAAAACAGAUCCUCCCUCUGCAGAUGCUGGAACAGACUAUGUUGGAAUCAGUCGAAAUUUAGAUUUCGCACCUGGAGUCAACAUGCAGACUGUUCGAGUUAUCAUCCUGGAUGACCUUGGACAACCAGUGCUGGAGGGAAUUGAGAGAUUCGAACUUGUGCUCCGUAUGCCUAUGAAUGCUGCCCUUGGCGAGCCCAGCAAAGCCACACUGUUCAUAAAUGACUCUGUCUCUGAUUUGCCUAAGAUGCAAUUCAAAGAACGAGUGUACGCUGGUCAUGAAAAUGAUGGCCAGAUAGUUGCAAUGAUCCACAGGAGUGGGGAUAUCCAGCACAGAUCAUCAGUGAGAUGCUACACACGGCAGGGGUCCGCACAGGUGAUGAUGGACUUUGAAGAACGCCCAAACACUGAGGUCUCCAUCAUCACAUUCCUCCCUGGUGAGACAGAAAAGCCAUGUGUACUGGAACUGAUGGAUGAUACACUCUAUGAGGAGGUAGAGGAGCUGCGUCUGGUACUUGGCACUCCCCAAAGCAGUUCUCCAUUUGGGGCUGCAGUUGGUGAACAGAAUGAAACUCUGAUAAGAAUCCAAGAUGAUGCUGACAAGUCUAUUAUCAAAUUUGGAGAAACAAAAUUUAGUGUCACUGAACCUAAAGAACCAAGCGAAUCAGUGAUCGUCAAAAUUCCAGUGAUUCGCCAAGGAGACACUUCCAAGGUUUCCAUCGUGAGAGUCCAUACCAAGGAUGGCUCAGCCACUUCUGGGGAAGACUAUCAUCCUGUAUCAGAAGAAAUUGAGUUUAAGGAAGGAGAAACCCAACACACUGUUGAAAUUGAAGUAAUAUUUGAUGGGGUAAGAGAGAUGAGAGAGGCCUUCACUGUUCACUUAAAACCUGAUGAAAACAUGAUAGCGGAGACACAGGUGACCAAAGCUAUUGUAUACAUAGAAGAAAUGAACAACAUGGCGGAUGUCACUUUUCCUUCUGUCCCUCAAAUUGUGUCUUUGCUGAUGUAUGAUGACACUUCCAAAGCUAAGGAGCACACUGGACCGGUAUCUGGCUAUCCUGUCAUCUGCAUCACAGCUUGCAACCCCAAAUAUUCAGACUAUGACAAAACAGGUUCUAUUUGUGCAAGUGAGAACAUCAAUGACACUUUGACUCGCUACCGAUGGCUGAUAAGUGCUCCAGCUGGUCCUGAUGGUGUGACAAGCCCCAUGAAAGAGGUGGACUUCGACACCUUUUUCACAUCCUCCAAGAUAAUCACGUUAGACUCCAUAUACUUUCAGCCUGGCUCCCGGGUGCAGUGUGCGGCUCGUGCUGUGAACACCGAUGGAAAUGAAGGGCUGGAGCUGAUGAGCCCUAUUGUAACCAUCAGUAGAGAAGAAGGCCUUUGUCAGCCGCGUGUGCCUGGAGUUGUGGGGGCCGAGCCCUUCUCAGCUAAGUUGCGCUACACUGGUCCUGAGGACCCGGACUUCCCCAACCUUAUCAAGCUCACCAUCACAAUGCCACACAUAGACGGCAUGCUCCCUGUGAUCUCCACUAGAGAGCUAACCAACUUUGAGCUGACCCUCAGCCCUGACGGCACAAGAGUUGGCAACCACAAGUGCUCCAACCUCCUGGAUUACACUGAAGUGAAGACUCACCAUGGUUUCUUGACUGAUGCAACAAAAAACCCAGAUGUCAUUGGAGAGACAUAUCCUUAUCAGUACAGUGCCGCCAUCAGAGGCUCCAGUACCUUACGCUUCUACCGAAACCUGAACCUGGAGGCCUGCUUGUGGGAGUUUGUAAGCUACUAUGAAAUGUCGGAGCUCCUGGCUGACUGUGGAGGCACUGUUGGGACAGAUGGCCAGGUCCUAAACCUAGUGCAGUCCUACGUGACCCUCCGAGUUCCUCUGUAUGUUUCCUACGUGUUCCAUUCCCCUGUCGGGGUAGGAGGCUGGCAGCAUUUUGACUUGAAGUCGGAGCUCCGUCUGACUUUUGUGUACGACACUGCCAUCUUGUGGAAUGACGGGAUUGGCAGCCCGCCAGAAGCCGAACUCCACGGUUCUCUCUAUCCAACCAGUAUGCGCAUCAGUGAAGAGGGAUGCCUGGCUGUGAACUUCAAGACCCAGGCUCAGUUCCAUGGCUUGUUUGUGCUAUCACAUCCUGCAUCCUUUACAAGCUCAAUGAUCUUGUCAGCUGAUCAUCCAGGCCUGACCUUUUCCCUUCGCCUCAUAAGGAGUGAACCAACCUAUAACCAGCCUGUACAGCAAUGGAGCUUUGUCUCAGACUUUGCAGUACGUGACUACUCAGGAACCUAUACUGUAAAGCUGGUGCCUUGCACCACUCCAUCCAAUCAGGAGUAUCAUCUUCCAGUCACCUGCAACCCCAGAGAGCCUGUCACCUUUGACCUUGACAUUCGGUUCCAACAGGUCAGUGAUCCAGUGGCAGCUGAGUUUAGCCUAAACACCCACAUGUAUCUACUUUCCAAGAAGAGUCUCUGGCUGUCAGAUGGAUCCAUGGGAUUUGGGCAAGAGAGUGACAUUGCUUUUGCAGAAGGGGAUGUAAUUUAUGGUCGUGUCAUGGUAGAUCCUGUCCAGAAUCUGGGUGACUCCUUUUACUGCAGCAUUGAGAAGGUUUUCCUGUGCACUGGAGCUGAUGGCUAUGUGCCCAAGUACAGCCCAGGCAAUGCAGAAUACGGCUGCUUAGCUGAUUCUCCUUCACUCUUAUAUAGAUUUAAAAUUGUGGACAAAGCUCAGCCAGAAACCCAAGCCACCAGUUUCGGAAAUGUCCUAUUUAAUGCCAAACUGGCAGUGGAUGACCCUGAAGCCAUUGUCUUAGUGAACCAACCUGGAUCAGAUGGAUUUAAAGUCGACUCCACACCACUCUUCCAGGUUGCUCUGGGCAGAGAAUGGUACAUACACACAAUCUAUACAGUAAGAUCGAAAGACAGCACCCUUCGAGGUAUCGGCAAAAGGAGCGUGGAGUACCAGUACCACUCCCUGGUGCAUCACAGGAAGCCCCAGGCAACUAUCAAGAACAGAAAGAAGAGGGAGGUCAGGAGCACAUCCCUGCUGGCAAGGGAAAUUGGUGCUGAAAACAACCGAGGAACAAACAUCCAGCACAUUGUCCUGGACCGCAGCAAAAAGAGGCAGACCCCCCAAGGCAGAGUUCCUCCUGACAGCACCUUACCCCGGGAGCUCAACAGUCCCGGCUCUGAGAUCAGCCUAGUCACUGUCUUGGGAGGCACUGCAGUAGGAUUACUCACCAUCUGCCUCACUGUCAUUGCAGUAGUGGUGUGCAAGAGCAAGGGGAGUGUCAAGGGGAAGAAUAUCCCAAAAGGCUCUGGCAGCAGCAAGCCUGUGAUGCCCCCACAGAGCCACCAAAGUGACAGCUCAGAGGUGUGA